Messenger RNA from Chironomus riparius, 2806 nucleotides. NCBI's taxonomy places the organism in Eukaryota, Metazoa, Arthropoda, Insecta, Diptera, Chironomidae. The record is from the annotation of a GenBank genome assembly.
CAAACUUCCAAUAUCUAUUCAUCCUCAAUCUUACAAAAAAAAACAUACAUUAAUGCUCACUUGAAAAUUUUAAAACCUCUAUAAAAGUUUCCGAAAUCACAUCUGAGCCCCCAAUGUUAAUUUGAGGAUGUGAAAUUGCGGCAUUUUCGCAACGAAAGAAUCAAGCGUACGUGCAAUGUUUUUGCUUUUUUUCCCUCAGUUUUCUUUCGACUUUCUAAUCGUUCAUUCACUCUUUCUUUCUGACUAGGAAAGUGUUACUUAAUUAUUUAUUUUCGUGCUUCCAAAUUUUAUUUAUUCGACUAGGAAAACCUUUAAAAAUUGACAAUUUGGUGAUAAAACUUAUGCUACGCAUAAUUAGUGCCCAUUAAGACAUCAUUAAUUACGAUUCUUUCAAAUUAUUACAAAAAUAAAGGCUGCAACGCAUCAUUUCGUGUGUUUUUAUUUUUUGAAGGAAGGAACAGAAAUUUUACUAAGAUUUAUAUGAUCUACAUCCAUUCAACAGAGCGACACUUCCAAUAUAAACAGCGUUAAUUCAAUUAAUGAAAAAUUAUUAUUUAUUAAGACAUCUUCUAGAUUAACCAACACAUAUAAAAAUAUAAGCACAGGUAUCAACUCCCAUUAGCCAUGAUUGACAUUAUUGACUCAUUCAAGUCAAGUGAAUUUGCUGACUCAAGUAGAGCUGAAGGAAAUAAACUUUACUGUGAGCGCAGCUUUUUUGAUGCAUUAGUCAAGUACAAUGAGAGUCUAUGUUAUGCACCAGAAGCAAGUGAAGGAAUUGGACUGACUUUUGCUAAUCGAUCUGCUGUUUAUUUUGAGAUGAAGUUGUAUGAUAAAUGUCUGAAAAACAUUGAAUUAGCAAAAGUUAAUGGAUAUCCUGAAAAGAACUUCCACAUUCUUGAUAAAAGAGCUCAAAAAUGUCACGAACUAAAAGCUGAACAGCAACAGGUGCUUGAAAAUCCUUUCGACUUCAUAAAAUUGUCAUACAAUGCAAAUCCACGCCUACCAUUUGUAGUUAAUUGCCUAGAAUUAAGGCAAAAUGAUGCUUUCGGUCGCUAUAUUGUGACUACACAAGAUUUAAAUGUUGGUGAUAUUUUGGCAAUUGAGGAACCGCAUUUUAAAAUCAUUAAGAGUGACUCAAGAUAUGACAGUUGUCCGGAAAUGAACAAAUUUCAGCGAUGUUCUGUUUGCUUGAAAGACGACUUAAUGGACUUGAUUCCGUGUUCAUACUGCAUUUCAACAAUGUUUUGUUCUGAGGAAUGCAAAGAUUAUGCCAUGAAGAGCUACCACAACUAUGAAUGUGCAAUAAUUGAAAUUCUGCUGAAAACUGGAAUCAUGCAGAUGGCAAUGAGAGUUUUCUUUCAAGGUUUAAACAUGUUCAAUGGAUCCGUUGAAGAUCUUCAAGACUUUCUUAAUAAAUGCAACAAUUCUUCAUUCUCUGUCUACAAUUUUGAUUUUUCAAGCUCCAAAGAGGAAGUUGUGGCUAAACACUAUCUAUUGUCUGCUUAUUGUCUGGUCAGAAAUGAUAAAAUGUCAAUUAAUGAAUCUCCAGAAAAAUUAUUCAAACUGCACCCACAAUUGUCAGACAUGUGGCAAGUUCAUUCAGAAUUUAUAAAGAGAUUCUUCUCGACAAUACUAAAAUUAGGCGAUUCCAAUUUCCACGGAAUAUGUGGAUGGUCAAUCCAAAAAUAUAUGAAUCAAGAGCCACAAAUGAUUGGUGUAGGCUGCUAUCCAUUUAUAUCACUGAUCAAUCAUUCAUGCGCGCCUAAUGUUCAUCGAAUGUAUGCUGAAGGAAAAAUGUUUAUUAUGGUUGAAAGACCGAUAAAGAAGGGGGAGCAGCUGUUUGACUGUUAUAGAACAACCUUCUUCACACAACCGAAAGCAGAACGUCAAAUGAUUCUAUACGAAGACUAUUCAUUUCAGUGCCAAUGUGAAGCAUGUACCAAAAAUUAUCCACUCUUCCAUUCUCUUAAAUCGAUGGAUAAAAAGACUCUCAAGUGGGCGAAGAAAUGUAAAAGCGAUACCAUAAAGCUCGACUCGAAUGAAGCAAAGAAGAAGUUCCAAGAAUACUGUACAGCCAUUCAACUUCAUCACGAACAAAAUGGAUUUCCGUUUGCUGAAAUUGUUUUAUUACAAGAGUGCCUGCAGCAUUGUUUAUCGAUUAUUAUUAAGCCAAAAGUUUUAUUUGCGUAGACAAAAAAGAAGAAAAUUUCGAUAGAGACUGAUUGUUAUUUUAUACUGUUGCGUACUUUUAAGACGUCAUUUUGCCAAAAAAACCUUAUCAGCAGACUACUGACUACAUAUAAGGUGGCAAUCAUUUAAUUUUAAUUUUCGAGAACGUGAAAGAAGUUUGAACUUUUGAACUUCCUGAAAUUUUUCAGCUUGAAAUGUCCGAUGAGCACGUUUAGUUAUGAUUAGUAUGGAAUUAAUAUUGUCUGGAUGUUACCAGCGCAUUUCCAGAUGAUGAUGUAAUAUGUUACUACUUUUUUUCAAUAAAAAAAGAAAAACGUGGCUGGAAUAAGCCGCGAAAAGUGGAGAUAUUUCUAUUAAGGUAUAGACACUAUUUGUGUAGAUAAAACAUUUGUAGUCAACUGAUGAGGUAUGGAUGUAUUAAAUACUUCUGCGUAGUGUAUACUGUUUGAAGGCUAACUCUAGUGAGUGCACUAGGCUUCUCAAAGUGUUUACUUUGUCUAAUCCUUACGUAUUGGCUCGUAUUUGAUGUCUCUUAAUGAUUGAUACAUAGAAAUGCUUCAGCAAGUGCAGAGCUUAACCAAUAUGAAUUAAAUCAGAGUGCACAUUACAAUUGCUU